UUAAACCACACCACCAUAUCCUCCAUUUUAUCACCUCUUAUUAAAUCCCACCCUCACUCUCUUCACUCUUUGGCAAUUUGCAUUUUCUCUUUACACCUUAAAUCCUCUCUAAAUUCCUCUUACAAUGGCCACUGUCUCUUCCUCCGCCGCCGUCGCUGUCCCAUCUUUUACCGGCCUCAAGGCCGCUGUUCCCGCCAAGGCAUCAACCGCCAAAGUCAUCCCCACCACCACCGCCGUCCCAAGAAUGUCAGUCAAGGCAUCCCUGAAGAACAUCGGCGCCGCCGUGGUCGCCACCGCCGCCGCCGGAAUCCUCGCCGGAAACGCCAUGGCCCUUGACGUCUUGCUCGGAGGCGAUGACGGGUCACUGGCUUUCGUCCCCGGUGACUUCAGCGUUGCCUCCGGCGAGGAGAUCGUGUUCAAGAAUAAUGCCGGAUUCCCACACAACGUCAUCUUCGACGAAGACGAGAUCCCUUCCGGUGUUGAUGCCGGAAAGAUAUCGAUGUCCGAGGAGGAUUUGUUGAAUGCACCUGGUGAGACCUACAAAGUGACCCUCACUGAGAAAGGAACUUACAAGUUUUACUGCUCCCCUCACCAGGGUGCGGGUAUGGUGGGAAAAGUUACCGUUAAUUAACUAAUAUUUGAAUAAAUUGGUUUUUAUUCAUAUGAGUUUGUUGUAGAGCUAUUAUUAUAUUUUAAAAAACAAAAUCUUGUUAAUUGGUACAAUUAGCACUUUUGUGUAAUCCUUUUUUCUUCCUUUUAAUUGUUGUUUUAUAUCUUGUGUAGUUAGUUGUAUGAGCUAAUAAUUUUACAUUUUGCAAUUUGAGGCUAAUGAUUUGCAA
Molecule: messenger RNA, 839 nt
Organism: Chenopodium quinoa (quinoa)
Lineage: Eukaryota; Viridiplantae; Streptophyta; Magnoliopsida; Caryophyllales; Amaranthaceae
Product: plastocyanin, chloroplastic
Exons: 1
Coding region: 125-631 (168 amino acids)
Cellular component (GO): chloroplast thylakoid lumen
Molecular function (GO): copper ion binding
Source: RefSeq, a predicted model, not a curated record